Molecule: messenger RNA, 933 nt
Organism: Lepisosteus oculatus (spotted gar)
Lineage: Eukaryota; Metazoa; Chordata; Actinopteri; Semionotiformes; Lepisosteidae
Product: trace amine-associated receptor 1-like
Biological process (GO): G protein-coupled receptor signaling pathway
Cellular component (GO): membrane
Molecular function (GO): trace-amine receptor activity
Source: RefSeq, a predicted model, not a curated record
AUGACUGAAAAUACACACUUUUGUUAUGAGUCAGUGAACAAGUCAUGUUUGAAACGUGUUUAUUUGCCUACUGUACAUACUCCACUGUAUUUUAUCUUUGUAACUAUUAUUGUGUUCACUGUUUGUGGAAACCUGGUUGUCAUCAUCUCCAUUGCUCACUUCAAACAGCUUCACACAACCAACCAACCAGACUCGUUCUCUCAUUUGACCUCUACAAACGAUAUAUUGAUGACUGCGUCGUGUACUACUUCUAUAUUCCAUCUCUCCUUCAUUUCAAUUGAUCGAUAUUAUGCUGUGUGUGAACCACUAAAAUACAACGCUAAAAUCACUGUUUGUGUUGCAGUUUACAUAAUUGUUAUUAGUUGGAGUGUUUCAGCUGUUUUUGGACAUGGACUGAUGUUUCUCAAAUUAAAUAUAAAGGGGAAGGAAGAUGUCUACUAUGAGAAUGUAUAUUGUGUAGGGGGCUGUACUGUGAUACUGAGUAAAAUAUCUAGCCUGAUUUGUUCUCUGCUUGCAUUUUACACCCCUGGUUUUAUAAUGCUAGGAAUCUAUUUGAAAAUUUUCUUUGUAGCAAGGAGACAAGCCAGGGUAAUUGAAGGCCUCGUAUCCCAGAGUAAGAGCUCAGAAGACAGCAAAACAAUGACUUCAAGCAAGACAGAAAGAAAAGCUGCGAAGGCUCUGGGAAUAGUGAUGGGGGUCUUUCUCUGCUGCUGGACGCCAUUUUUCUUGAGUGUCAACCUGGAUCCUAUUUUUAAUUAUUCCACUCCACCUGUCUUAUUUGACAGUCUUGCAUGGCUAGGUUAUUUAAAUUCUACAUUUAAUCCUCUUGUCUAUGCUUUCUUUUACAGCUGGUUCAGAAAAGCCCUUGGUAUGAUUGUGUUUGGUCAGAUAUUUCAAGCCAAUUCUUCAAGAACAAAACUAAUUACAUAUUGA